GCAUGCGCCCCUAAUUAAUGAUGAGGUAACAGAUGACUCUGUUACAUCUUGCUGGAAGUAUGAUCAUCUCUGAACGAACAAAUAGACUUCUGGUCAGCAACAUUGAGGACAGCCCCAUUCAGUGUGCCAUCUUGACUGGGUUGGAAAUUGCUAUCAUGGAUACCGACAAUGAAAAUUUAUGCUCUUACGGGAGCGAAGAAAAGACAGGCCCAGGUCCAUGUAUUGACCAAGAAUAGCUCAAAUGUAGGUAGCCUAGCUACGUUCCAAU
Messenger RNA from Aspergillus sclerotioniger CBS 115572, 268 nucleotides. RefSeq lists its product as uncharacterized. The transcript has a single exon. Bases 33 to 236 code for a protein of 67 amino acids. The record is from RefSeq and is a predicted model, not a curated record. NCBI's taxonomy places the organism in Eukaryota, Fungi, Ascomycota, Eurotiomycetes, Eurotiales, Aspergillaceae.